AUGCCUAAGGUGGAAUAUCUGGGUCAUAAGGUCUCCCACAAUGGACAGGAGGCGAAUCCGAAAGAUCUGUCGGCAUUGACGGAUCUAGCAUUCCCGGGAUCACUUAGAGCCAUGCAGUCAUUUUUGGGAAGUCUGAACUAUUACAGCCGAUUUAUCGAAGACUACGCGAUCUAUGCGUCAGUUCUGUAUGAACUGCAAGAAAUCGACUUUGCUGCGAUGAUGAAGGAGGCUACCCAAGUGCGGAUCCAACAAGUGUUGGAGACGGAGAACGUGGAUCAAGGAUCGCCGGAAGAUCAGGUGGUCGACCACCGAAAGACUUUGGAUCUGGAUGCGUCAGAUCUUACUGAGGUGGAUCCGCGUUGGAUCCAUGCCCAUCCGCUCUUCAGUGUACUUAAAGCCAAUCUCGCUGCUACUCCGAUCUUACGGCACUUUGAUCCAGAUCGGAGAGCCGCGGUCGUGGUGUAUGCUAGCGAUUGGGCCAUUUCGGGAUCAUUGAUUCAGGAAUACGACCAGAUCUACUCCCCCGUGAUGUUUGCGAGCCGUACUCUGAAGUCGAAUGAGCUGGGUUAUGGCAUCGCGGAGAAAGGGGUAUUAGUCCUCCUGAUGAUCCUGGAUCUUAACUACAACGCACUGGUCGGAUGUCCGAUCCACGUGUUGACCCGACACUCUAUUUGGCGUGGCCCUUCAGAUCCACAGCCCUACAUGGACUGGGCUGCUCUGUUGUCGCCCUGGACUCUUGAGGUCACCAAGUGUGUCAAAGGAGAGGAUGAGAUCUUAGGAGCAUUGGCAGCCAGUAUUACCCCUAGAUCUGAAGUGGAUAAGGCAUUGACCUCUAUUGCCCCGAAAAAGGAGCCAAGACGCAAGAUCCAAGCUCCGGUCCCCACUAUUAGAUGCGAUGAGGAGCUAUACGUCGUUAGUUUCGAUGGAUCUGCUCGCGGCAAAAGAGGUGGAGGCGCCUACAGCGCGAUCUUGUGGAAGCUGCCCGAAUGGAGGGUGUUGAAGGCUAGAUAUGGGUACGCCGAAGGCUUGACGGAUCUGUUGGAAGAUCUGGAUCCACGACGUCUGGUGAUUUGCGGAGACUCGAACCUGGUGAUCCGACAAGUACGAGGUGAGAUCGACUGCAAGGCGCCGGGUUUAACACUGUUGCGCCAGCGGGCUUUGGAUCGACUCCGUGCUUGGCCGGAUCACGAGCUAUUGCAUGUUAAGCGAGAUUGGAAUGGGAGUGCCGACAGCUUAGCAAGUGCCGUACUACAACGACAAUGUGGGAUCGAGGUCGAGACCGAGGAGGAGAUCCAGGAUCUAGUGACCUUGAACCGGUUGGAUGAGAUCCUGAUAGACGAGGAGUCGUGGAUCUCGGGUCUGAAGAAGUAUUUGGUUGGAGAGAUCCGGGAUCUGACACAAGAGGAUGCUAAGGUGUUUGGAUCUAUUGCCAUAAAUUACGAAGUGGAUCAGUCGGAUCUACUCUUCUACUGCCCGACAACUAAGAAGGCAGCGGCGGAUCGAGACAAGUUGAUGCGAUUGGUGAUACCUGGGACGCUUCAACAGGACAUUUUACAUCACUAUCACACGAGCCUACAGGGUGGCCAUCAAGGGAUCGGUCGCACCUAUGAUCGGAUCCGUGAUCAUUUCCACUGGAGAGGGCUGGCGACAUACCCAUUCCAGAUCAUUGUUAUGGAUCACAUACCUUCGCUACCUAGAUCCUUCAAUGGCAACACCGAAUUGUUGAUCUUCGUGGAUCUAUUUUCGGGUAUAUUUGGUGCGAGCGAGGUGAUCCGGCAUGAUCGGGAGCCAGGCUUUAUGUCUGACUUCUUUGAGUCCUUCAACAAGAUCUUGGGUCAACGUCAACGUGCUACUAUGGCUUAUCGACCCCAAGCUAAUGGAUCCGCAGAGCAUUGGGACGAAUACGCUGAACGGCUGACCUUCGUGAUCAAUACCGCAAGAGAUCGGAUCCGAGGUGAAACCCUUAUCUACAUGAUACACGGUUGGGAUCCUAGAUCCACUUUGGAAGCGGUGAUCCCGGUGGGGAGCACUCGCAGACAUGAUCGAGAUCCAAGAAGAUGGCGAUAUCAGAUGCAAAAGUACUACCAACAAUCUCGAGAACAAGUGAACCAACGUUUACGCGAAGCAAUUGUGAAUCGGGCCGACACACACAACGAUCUAAGUCCGGAUCAAGAGUCUGGUUGUACCUGGAUCGAUGAGGUUGGAGAUCGCAGGAUCAACAUACAGCAUCUUCCCGGUAGUGCAUGUGUCAAACUGGUCAAGAUAUUCCCAAAUCGACCAGUAGCUCGCCUAGAACAGUCAGAAGGAGAUCGGGUGGAUUUCGAUGAAGUUCUCUACCUGAAGGCAGCUGGAUCUAGGAUCGAGAUCCAGAUGAAUACGAAGUGGAGCGAAUUUCCGAUAUGA
Phytophthora megakarya is the source of this 2403-nucleotide messenger RNA. Lineage: Eukaryota; Oomycota; Peronosporomycetes; Peronosporales; Peronosporaceae. The record is from the annotation of a GenBank genome assembly.